GAUUGGGAACCGAUUAAGUGUCAUCCCUAGAAAGAGUGUUCAUCGAGUAUAUGCUCUUUAGUCGCGGUGAAAAACGGAUCGAACUUUUGGUAGGACGUGUCUACGGUAAAAGUUUAUCCGCACAUAAUUUAUCACUAAAAAGCAGCAGCCAAAAAGCUGAAAAAUAUGCGCUUAAAAUCAAUUAAAAAAAAUAAAAGAAAUUAAAGUGAAGCAAAUAAAAUAUAAACUCAGUUAUACAUAAUUCCAAAAGUAGUUGUAGGCUAAGUUUGUGUGCUUGUGUGAGUCUUUGUUUUACCGUUACAAUUUACGAAAACCUAAAUAAAGUGGAAUUAGUGAAAAAUAAAUGCCAAAAUUAAAAGGCAAACAUAGCAAAACCAAUUAUUGUUGAUUAAUUACAAAAUAAACAAGUUUUUUCGCCUUGCUCUUUUGGUGACCAAGAAAAAAAGUUUAGAAGCAGAAACAAAUAGCAAAAGCCGUCGGCUUAUUUCACCUGGGAAUUUUCUUAUCAGCAAACAACGAUUAUGGCAAAGGAUCCGGCCACAACUCGAAUUCCCCGCCUGGAUGGCGUCUCUCGACUACCGAAGCCGAGUAGUUUUGGCCUGGCCAGCAGUAGUUGCAGCACCACCAACAAAACCACCACCAACAGCAGCAGCAGCACCACCACCACCCAGCACAUUCGACCACCGACGAGUGCUCCCAAGGCUACGCAAAUUUUUCGAGCGCCCAGCGAUCCUGCAAAGCCGCGUCCUGUCAGCUCGUAUGCCCCAUCUUCAGCGGCUCUAAGGGAUUUGGGCAGCAGUCUGAAGAAGAGCGCCAGUGGGGAGCGAAUUAAUAAUGCAGUCAGUCUACUCAGCAAAAGGACCACCACCGUCUUGAAGAAGUACUUCAGUCCCAAGUCAUCGCCAUCGGCUGUGAUGUCCAAUCCAAGCGAAAUGACGAGCUCACUGCCAGUGACUCCUCUUCCCGUGGGGAAACGUGGAAUGAUAUCGAACGAUCAAUUGACCAGCAGCACGCCAAUGCCACUUUUGCGAUCCGAAACAUUUGUAUGCGAAGAUGAGGAGCAGGUGGAUCGCAUCAAUUUGGAGAGCACUCGGCUGUCCACUUUUGGGCGAACCAUGGAUCUCGAUUCACCGACAUCAAAUGAAACCAAAGUACUGGUCAAAGAUGCCACGAGAAUUAUGAAGGGUGCACCUUCGACAGACACCACUCAGAUAAUGAGACCCUCUCAAAACACAUCCAAAACGAUGUUGAGAACGUUUUGUUCGAUGGACACCACUCACGAGAUGACAGCCAGUUUGAGAAACAAUGCAACACACUCGGCAAACUCAUCGGGAAUAAUGGGUAGAACGAUGCCAGUGAUUCCGGCCAAGGAUGUGACCAGAACUAUUUCUGGAAAUUCAACGGGAAUUGGAAAUCUUACAAAAGUCGUGAAGGGAGUUGGUAAUAUCACUAAAACUUUAGAGGGAGCCGGAAAUCUCACUUGUUCGGUUGAUAGACCAGUUAGUAUUAGUCAAACUUUUGAGGUAGCUACCAAUUGCACUCAAACUUUUGAAAGAGGAGUAAAUCUCACCAAAACUAUAGGCGAUAGGACAGGAAAUGUCUCCAAAAAUGUGACAAAAAUCAUAAAUGCUGGACAAAAUGUUCCCAAAACCAUGGAAGUUAAGACCAUCGAUAGUAUGAUUUUGUCAGCUCGGGGAGCAAAUCUAACCAAAUCCAUUAACGAACCAGGUGACUUCACCAAAGUUAUCCAUCAAGGAGCGAAUUUAACCUUGAGUAUGGAUCAGUUGCCCCUGCUGGAACAUAUAUCCAUGCCAUCUGGCUUGGAUAUUCUGAGCUCCAAGGGAUCCAGUAACUUGGAGAAACUGGAUCAAGAAACGGACGACACGCUGGACGUGACGUUAACGAGUUUGGCACCGAAUAAAACCAGCAUGAAGUUGCCCUUGAAUUCCACACUCAACACUGAACGAUUACUGGAUAUCAGUGCGUUACAAUCGCCGAGGCAUAUUCAACUAUUAAACCUAACCCAGGAGUUGGAGAGAGGAACUCCGAGUAGGGGUCAUCUUCAAUCGGGUCGAAGAUCCAUUCCCCAGCACUCGCUUCUAUGUUUAUCCCCACAGUCGGCUACCACAACGCCGCAUGGCAUGAGGAUGAUGGGGCAGGCUACUCCCCAGCCAGUUCAUCUUCUAUCGCCUCUAUUGAAACAGGCACAAAGUGCCCUGGUUUUGCCCACUCGAACGCCGGAUGGAGAUAUUGCCAUGGAUGGCAAUGGAGCUCUGGAUAAUACCCUGACCUCCACGUCAGGUAGAGCACGUACCCGCUAUAGUUUCGGCUUGGAUCUGCCGGACACAACACUGGAUUGCUCCAUUGAACUGGUAGACAAUUCGUUCUCAUCAUCCACCCAAUUGCAGCAAUUGCAACAGCAACUCUUGAAAAAGCAAAGCUCUUUUGAUCUGGAUGAGAGCUUGGGCAUUCUAACGCCCGAUCAGAUGAAGGAUUUCCUGGACUCUCCCCACAACAAUCUCAUGCACAAUCUGGAGUUGAUUAGGAUGCAUCAUCCGAAUCUGAUGCAGUUGAGAAUGGAGCAGACACCAUCGCCGGAGGAACUGCCUCUGGAUCCAAUUGAAAUUAAAUCCGAAAUUGUGAAACAGGUGGAGGCGUCCCAGAAUCAGGUGACCACCUCGCAGCACUCGAAACUGAGCAAUAGCUUCAUUACCAGCGUGACCAGUGUAACCAGUUUGGAUACGGGUUACCAGGGCGACGGUGAGAUGUCGCGACCCGCUUCCCGCGGAGCUUGUGAUCACUCCCCCAGCAAUGGACCCCAUUUGGGGCGGGUGAGUCGCCAGCCCAGCUUCCCGCCGCCCAAUCCGGCGCCUCUGAGGCGUCAGGAUCCCAUGACAGACUCCGAUUUCUUCACCGAAUCCGAUGCGGAUGAUGUCCUGCAUCGCGGCGACCGACGGGCCCAGGUGAUCGAUGGCCAGCUGUAUGGACCCGAUAUGAUGCAGCCGAGUGCAUCGGUUCCCCAGAUGGAAGACUCCUGCAUGGAGUCCUCGGGCAUUUUUACGGACGUGGAGAACCGAUGCGACGAGGAGAUGCGGCAGCCCGAGCUGGAGGUGGACGUGGAUGUGGACAUGUCGCCGGAUGACUCCACGCAGACCAUGCGAAAAGGUCAAGGUCAGCAGCCCACUCCCACCCAGCAGAAUCAGCUGGCGCCGCAGCAGCGCCCCCCCAGCAGCUGUCUCUCCUCCUCCUCAGCGGCCACGACGCUCUCUCUGUCGCUCUCCAACCGCACCUCGUACUGCAGCGUCGACGGCGGCAGCGCCCGAAGUUUCUGCGGCGACGAAGCUUUCGCUUCAGCGGCGGUACGAUCGCCGGUGGUGCUCUCAGUUCAGAAAACCACGUCGCCGCGUCCACACGCUUCACUGUCAUCGCUCUGUACGGUGGAGACUUUCCGCGGCUCCGUUUCCUCGAACUCGUCGAUCGCCUCGCCCAAAUCGUGCAAAUCGUCGGCCACCAAAACUGGCGGUAAAUCGCGCGUUUUAAAAUCACCAAAAUCCCCGAAAUCGCCGAGAUCGCCGCUUAAUCGUAAGGCGCACACGCCCAACAAAUGGGAUGCCGUGAUGAAUAAGAUUGCCAGCAAUAAGUCUCUGAUCAAGACAAACUAUAACGAUGUGAAGUCGAAGGUGUCCAGCACGCGGAUUAUGACACCGGCUUCCGGUUCGAGUCCUGGUUCCGGUUCCGGUUCGGGUUCCGUUUCCGCCGCAAGUCCGCGCGGCAGCCCAAGUGUGAGUGCUAGUGCCCGGCGUUCGCCCUCGGCCACGCCCAAAGUGCCACCCAAAUUGCUUUUGGCCAAAAGAUCGAGCAGUAGCAGCUGCUCCUCGUCCAAGGCCCAUGCCACGCCCUCGCCGCCCCCACAUGCGACCCCGCCAACGCGACAGCCACUGGAUAAAGGCUCAGUUGGUGCCGGGUCAGUGGGUGGUGGUGGUGGCCUUGGAAACCGUGCCGGAAAAGCGCCACCCAAGUCGCCCACUUCACCCUCCACGCCCACUUCGCCGCCCGCCAAGCGACUGCAAUCGACCCUCGUCAGUCGUCGUCGCUCGUACAGCAAGGACAGCCACAAGAGUUCGCACAGCGACUUGAGUUUGAUGUGUAAUGGCGGUGGCGCCAUUGUUGGCCCAACAUCUCGGUCAUCGACAUCUGUUUCUGGGAGCGGAUCACCAAAGCUGUUGGCAAAUACUCAGCUGCGAGCUGCCAAAAAGCGUGAUGUGCGCAAUCUGAGCAUAUCGCCAACCGAUCUGGGACCGCCACCAAAAACUCAGCAGACGACCAAGGGACAAUCCACGCGCACCAAGUCAUCAUCCACUCCCACGCCCACUUCCAUACAUAAACGUUUGAAUGGCACUUCGGGAAGCCCUGCUGGCACUACAACACCCCUCAAAGGAGUGGCCACAAAAUCCGCCACCACAACCAAGCAGCCACAAUCGGCGAAACUUAAAGCAAGCACGAUUAAUAAAAGCCCCUCUGUUGUCGGCGUUUCCGAGGAAUCUCUUCGUUCUGGCGUGGAUCAAACCGAGCUGCAGGAGCUGAGCAAUGGACAAUCCGCGAGCGGAUGUCCCACUCCGCCGAUGGCGCGUGACUCGAAACGCUCGUCCAUCGGCAGUGAGUUGCCCUGUGAGACGGAGGCCAAGUUGAAGAGGUGCGACGACCAGAGCGGCAUUAUCCCCCCGCAGACAACCAAUUCCGAUCCGAAAGGAUCCAAGGCAGCAACGCCCCUUCCGCUGAUCAAACCCGACCAGGAUGUCAGUGGUCAGAGCACAGCCGUUAAGUUUACCAGUGCAAAUGAGCCGGUCUUGCCCGAUGAACUUGGCACGUCGAUCAGCUCGAUGACGAUGCUAGCCACGCCCCGCGUGGACAUAGCCGCCCAGUAUCCCGCCUUGAAGCCGUUCACAAAUGGCGGAGUUUUGGACUACGCCAGCCUCUCCAAGUUCUUCCAGGACAACCAGUUCGAGCGCAUGGAGGAGCACCGCCAGAUCCUGGGACUCGCCGUGAUGGUGCAGUUCAUGUCCCAAGAGCUAGACGCGUUUGCCUGCAAGGAGACCAAAGAGCAAUGUGCCCGGACCAAGGGAACGCUGGAGGAGACGAUCGGACUGCUGCAGCAGACGCAAAGGGAUUGCGAGCAGCUGCGUGAGGAGUUGCACGCCAAGGACAUCGAGUGGGUGCAGCGCCAGCAGGAGCGGGAUCAUCUGCAUCGCACUGAACUGAAGCAAGCCGAGGAGAAAGUACUGGAGGUGCAAAUGCUUGCCAAGGAAAGGUUCUGCGAACUCGAAUCCCAACUGCGCGCCAAGGAUGAGGAGAACAAACUGGUGCAGGAGGCCUAUCACAUGGAGGUCUCCCACAAACUCACUUUAAAGCAGGAGCAUCUGAGCACUGCCGAACAGAAGAUACUGGAGCUGCAGAAGCGCCUGCAGAAACUGGAGUCCCAGGAGCAGGAGAACCGCGAGAAGCUGAUACGCAAGGAGAACACCCAUGCCGCUCGAAUGUCGGAGGCCAACCAGCGCGAACAGGAGCUGAACGAGCGGGUGAAGAGUCUCACCAAGGAGCUGACCACUUUGAAAGCCCACAAGGAGCACAACGAGCGCGAUCUCAGGGAUCGACUGGCGCUGUCCCAGGACGAGAUCUCCGUGCUGCGCACAUCCUCCCAGCGCCGCAGUCCCAGCACCAGUCUGCCGGACACGGCCAGUGCCGAACUCAGCCGGCUGACCAGCGAGGCCGACAGCCUGCGCUGCGUCCUGGAGAUCAAGCAGGCCGAGAUCUCCGCCCUCAGCAAGGCCAAGUCGGACCUCAUCCGCGAGAGCGAGGAGCGGCUCAAACUGGCCAAUCGGGUGGCCCUCCUGGAGGCCCAGAACGAGAUGCUGCGCACCGAGUUGGAGGCCAAGACCGAAAAAGAGAAGGACAUGCAACAGAAGAUGGAGGAACUGGAGAAGGCGUACAAGCACGAGAGCAUGAAGCGCACGCGGCUGACCUUCGACAAGGAGGAGCUGCAGUACCACCUCAAGCAGCGAUCCGUGCAGCUCCAGGCGGCGGAAGCCAAGUUGCACGAGCGAUCCUCUGGCUGCCACGAGACCAGCUCGUCAAGCUUGCACAGCCGCUGCAGCUUGGGUCGCAGUGGCCUGGAGAUCGCCGUGACCACAUCCUCGCCCACGUCGCCAGUGAUGAAGGGCAUGAUCGAGCGAAACGAUUCGGUCAGCUGGACGCUGGAGAUCGACGACGAGUCGUUCAAGGGCGGCAACUCUUCGAAGAUUGUGCGGCGAGCGGGUUCAUUGCGAAGCAACAUCGAGCGGUGUCCCAUCCAGCGGCGGCAGACAUCGGUCAGCAAUGGUCACUCCUCCAAUGGGCUGGCCACGAACGGAGGCUCAUCCCACUCGCAUCCCAAUCCCCUCAGCCAGAGCAUGUCGGCCACGGCCCUGCUGAGGACCAGCAGUAAUUCCGGGGAGCCAGAGGGUCGUCCCCUGUCCCGGGCUCGCUCCCAUUCGGUUUGCAUCAAGGCCUCGGCCUCCAGCUCGGCUGUUUGUGAAUCCCCCGGCCGGAGGCAGAGGCAGCACGACGAUUUGAAUCUGGCCGACUGGCACGAGGAUGCCACGCCCCUGUGCUCCAGCUCACCACAACCGCCGAUGGUCGCCGAGAUGCGUCCGCGCAGCUCCACCAUGAAGCUGAUGUCCAGCGAGGCCAAGAAGUUCCAGGAGAUCCAGGAGUCGGCCGGCGAGGCCAUGGUCUCCGGUGCCAACUCCGAGGACGAGAGCUGCUCGGCCUCCUCCGAGGACAUGAUGCGCAGCUCGUCCGCCUCCAGCACCGCCUCGGGCGGAUCGCUGUCCAAGAGACCCAAACAACCGCCUUCCCGCAUGUCCAUCGAGGAGGCGCUGCCCUGCACGCCCAUGGAGGUCAGCUGGUCGGAGGACGCCGCCGAUGCCAGCGGAUUGGCAUGACAUGCUGCCUACGAGGAGCAGGUCGACCAGAUCGAUCAGAUUGCCGAGGCAGCCGAAGAGGCUUACGAGAGCGAGGACAUUGAGGAGGACGAGGAGGAGGAUCAGGACGAGGAUCAGGACGAUCAGGACGAACUGAUCGUGGGCGAGGAGCAGCCGGAGCACAGCGACAGCGAUGAUAGCUUCUAAAGCGCUAAAAACCAAUUUGUAAAACAAAAUAAUAAGGGAAUAGCAGUCGGUAGUCGGCAGUGGGCAGUCAAUGGAACAUUCAAGUCAGUGUGGGAAGCAUAGCUUGGCGUUUUCACUUACAAAGACCCGUACAGAAAUGAUGAGAAUACGCAAAAAAAAAAAAUAUAUAUAUUGAUAAUUCGUACGUUCUUAACUGAAAAUGUUUGUGUAAAUAUUUGCAUUUAGCAGUAUGGUAGCUCAUAGAAGGCGCUCAUAAAAUAUAAUAAUCUAACAAUUAGUCGAGCACAGCAAGCGGAGCCGUCACAGCAACUUUUUUGAGGGGGGGGGGAUUAGAAACAACAAAAUAAACAGAAGAAAGUACAUUUUUUAAACGGGCACGGAUACGGAUACGGAUCGAAGCCACACACACACACACACACAAAGCUAAACCAAGUUUAGAGCGUAUAAAGCUACGUAUAUUUAAAACAGUUUCAAACUAAAUCAGAAAUCAGUAAUGGUUAGCAUUUAGCUGAAGCAGUAUGAAUAUUUGCAUUAAACAACCAACUUAUUACUAUACCACACACUAUAUGUAUUCGUAUGAUUAGCGAUAUUGAUAUUGAUAUUGUAUUCUAACCGCAGCCCGCAAUCGCUGAUAUCGUACAUGUUGCUCGAUCCAAUCCAGAUACUAGCCUCCCUUGAGCUCAAACAAACCACUCACUCGAUGUCCUUAAUUGAAAACUUAAUGCCCGCUAUUUGUGGUCCGGGGGGAGGUAUCCGUCCCCCUGCCACGUCUAUAUAAUAAUGUACCAAUUAGAGUGUUAGAGGUCUGCAGCUGCAUCGCCGACCUGAGCUAAGCUUUAAUUUUGUGUUUUAUAUAAAAAGUCUAGACUUACCCGUAUUUAUUAUUUAGUCUUUAAUGUCUUAUAAAAGCGUUAAGUAAAUGCAUGAAAUUAAAUUAAAUAAGUUUGUAUUGAAUAUGUAUGAGUUUAUGCAUUAGUUUCUAGCCUAACUACAUUAGUUUACGUUACGUUUUUACUUUGUUAAAAUUGAAUUGUGUCCGAAAUAUGCGAGUUUUAUAUGUGUAGGUUCUGGAUACGCUAAUUUUGUUUGUAACACGCAGCAUUGUCAUUAACUUUUAAGUAUGUUAUUUUUAUUAUGUGUAAGAGAGUAACUGUCGCGGCGCACCCAUCAAAUGAAUAUUGUGUGAGAGAGUUGCAAAAGAGAAAAUAAGUAAAAUGGUACAGUUAAAAAAUAAAUCAUAUUUUUUGCUAAAUAAUUUCAAAAACCCUUAAAUAAAUAAGUAAUUGUUUCAAAA
This is a messenger RNA of Drosophila gunungcola (fruit fly), 8460 nucleotides long. RefSeq names its product ERC protein 2 (gene toc). Gene Ontology annotation, cellular component: cytoplasm; nucleus. The transcript has 11 exons. NCBI's taxonomy places the organism in Eukaryota, Metazoa, Arthropoda, Insecta, Diptera, Drosophilidae. Gene Ontology annotation, molecular function: microtubule binding. The record is from RefSeq and is a predicted model, not a curated record. The coding region runs from base 522 to 6980 and encodes 2152 amino acids.